Molecule: messenger RNA, 1854 nt
Organism: Cuscuta campestris
Lineage: Eukaryota; Viridiplantae; Streptophyta; Magnoliopsida; Solanales; Convolvulaceae
Source: the annotation of a GenBank genome assembly
CGAAGGCUUUGGGAAAGCCUAAACACGAGAGUCAUACGUGGUCCAUGGGCAUUCGAGAAAUGCUUGAUUGGCCUUAGGGCAAGUGGGAGAUUGUUGUAUUUAGGUGCCCUAGCGGCAAUCAAAUACCUAUGUAACUGUACACUUUAUCAUGAAUGAAAGGCCUUGAAGGCAAGAUGCAAAGCACAACUAUAGUUAAAUAAAAUAUGGAUCUUGGCCCGCUAGGGUAUUCUUCAAAUAGAAACCCCAAGUCAAUAGGUUCCGUACCUGAGGGUAGUUGACUUGUUAGAAAUAGUGGGAGAGUAUUUAAUAAAGACCUAUUAGAUACUUAAUUCAUGAUAAUAACUAUCUUCGCAAAAUUCUAUAGAUGGCAAACAACAACACAAACAACCUCGCCCUGCGUUCCAUUCUGGAUAAAGAUAAAUUGAACGGAACAAACUUUGUUGACUGGCAACGCAAUCUCUGCAUUGUUCUCCGCAUGGAUGAGAAAGAGUAUGUUCUCGAAAAGCCCAUUCCUCCUGCCCCUCCCGCUAACGCCCCGAAAGCGGUCAAAGAUGCCUACGAGAAACACGUUAAGGAUGACAACCAGGUUAGCUGUGUCAUGCUGGCUACCAUGAUACCCGAGCUGCAAAAACAGAACGAGGACAUGAAGGCCCACGAGAUGAUCGUGGCCUUGCGGCAGCUAUACCAGGGGCAAUCCAGGCAUGAACGUUUUCUCGUGAAUAAGGCUCUCUUUAGUUGCAAGCUCUCUUCAGGGAACCCGGUCGGUCCACACGUUCUCAAAAUGAUUGGUUACAUAACCAAUCUGGAGAAACUCGGGUUCUCCUUGCAGAAGGAGCUGGCAACGGACCUGAUCCUGCAGUCGCUCCCUGAGCUGUAUAAGGGUUUUGUCAUGAACUACAUGAUGCAUGAUCUUGACAAACCCCUUCCGGAGCUUCUUAAAAGGCUCCAGACUGCAGAGGAGAACCUUACUAAGGGCAAGGGUGCUUCCGUCCUUAUGGUCCAAGGCGGAAAGGGGAAGCCGAAGAAAGGGAUUAAGAUUAAGGCUAGGACGGUCGGAAAGCCUAAAUCGAAGUCCACUUCAUCUACAACCCAGAAACCCAUAGGAGGAGUUGCAAAGGGCAAAUGUCAUCACUGUGGUAAGGCAGGCCACUGGAGAAGAAACUGCAAGACAUACCUCGCAACCAAGAAGAAGGAAGGUACGACCAUUUCUUCUGAGAUGUAUGUUAUAGAAGUUAACAUGUCUAUAUACCAUGCAGGGACUGAAGCAGAGUAGACGGUUAGCUCGAGGCGAGAUUGAACUCCGAGUCGGCAAUGGUGCACCUGUUGCAGCUUUGGCAAUCGGAACUUAUAGUUUAGUCUUUCCUAGUGGUCUAAUGUUGGAAUUAAACGAUUGCUUGUACGUUCCUGCAAUUAGCAGAAACAUUAUUUCUGUUUCAUGUCUUGAUAAGAGUGGUUUCAUCAUUCCUAUUAAAGACAAGUCCCUUUCCGUUUACAGAAAGAAUGUUUUCUAUGCUAAUGCCAACAUGACCAAUGGGUUAUAUAUCCUUGACUUGGACAUGCCUGUCUAUAACAUAUCAGCCAAGAGGAACAAACCGAACGAUUUGAACCAAACAUACCUAUGGCAUUGUAGGUUAGGCCAUAUAAACGAGAAACGCAUAUCCAAGCUACAUCGGUCGGGAAUGCUGGAGUCAUUUGAUCUUGAAUCAUAUGACACAUGCGAAUCUUGUUUAUUGGGUAAGAUGACCAAAUCUCCUUUCACCGGACACGGUGAAAGAGCUGGUGAUCUUCUGGCACUCAUUCAUAGUGAUGUGUGCGGGCCUUUCAAUACAACUGCACGAGGUGGUUAUUCAUACU